AUGACUAACUUUAGCGGAAAGGUUGUUAUAAUUACAGGUGCCUCUAGUGGAAUCGGAGCAGCCACUGCAAUUGAACUCUCAAAAGGAGGAGCCAAGUUAACAAUCUGCGGAAGAAGCAAAGAAAGAUUAUCAGAAACAGCCAAAGCAUGCAAAGAAAAUGGUGCCGAGGUUCUUGGAAUAGUUGGAGAUUUAUUACAGUUUGAACAUUUGGAACAUAUUAUUAACAAAACAGUCGAGAAAUUUUCUACUAUUGAUGUGUUGAUUAAUAAUGCAGGACGUGGAUUGGCUAAACCUUUUGAAAAUGUAGAAGUAACUGAUUUUGACAUGCUGUUUCGGAUACUGGUUAGGGCUCCUGUGUUUCUCUGCAAAUAUGCAUUACCAUAUCUAAAGAAAACAAAAGGAUGUGUAGUGAAUGUGUCGAGUAUUGCAUCACUUGGUACAAAAAUAUCGAGUAUUCCAUACCAAAUGUUCAAAUGUGCUUUGGAUCACUUCACGAAAGGAUUUGCAGCAGAGUGCAGUCCAUUUGGUGUCCGUGUGAAUUGCAUAAAUCCAGCACUGGUGUCGACAAGAAUUGGAGAGACAACUGGAUUGUCAAAGGAGAGCACAGAAAAGAUCGUUGAGCAGUACAAGAAACAUCACCCUUUUGGAAUAAUGCAACCUGAAACAAUAGCAGCAGGAAUCAUGUUUCUGUGUUCCUCCCUACAUGUUACCGGGAUAUUAUUGCCUGUUGACUCGGGGUUUUUGGGAGCCUCUAGCGGAAUCGGAGCAGCAACUGCAAUUGCAUUUUCAAAAGAAGGAGCCAAGUUAACAAUCUGCGGAAGAAACAAAGAAAGAUUAUCAGAAACAGCCAAAGAAUGCAAAGAAAAUGGUGCCGAGGUUUUUGAAAUUGUUGGAGAUUUAUUAGAAUUUGAACAUUUGGAACAAAUUAUUAACAAAACAGUCGAGAGAUUUUCUGCUAUCGAUGUAUUGAUUAAUAAUGCAGGGCGAGGAUUGGCCAAAACUUUCGAAAAUGUAGAAGUAUCAGAUUUUGAUAUGUUGUUUGGGAUACUCGUUCGGGCUCCAGUGUUUCUCUGCAAAUAUGCUUUGCCUUAUCUAAAGAAAACGAAAGGAUGUGUAGUUAAUGUGUCGAGUAUUGCGUCGAUGAGUACUAAAAUAGGGGAUAUUCCCUAUCAAAUGUUCAAAUGUGCUUUGAAUCACUUCACGAAAGGAUUUUCAGCAGAGUGCAGUCCAUUUGGUGUCCGUGUGAAUUGCAUAAACCCAGCAUUAGUGGAAACAAGAAUUGGUGAAUCAUCUGGAGUGCCAAGGGAAGUUAUGGAUGAGAUCGUUGAGCAGUACAAGAAACAUCACCCUUUUGGAAUAAUGCAACCUGAAACAAUAGCAGAUGGAAUCAUGUUUCUGUGUUCCUCCCCACAUGUUACCGGGAUAGCACUGCCUGUUGACUCGGGAUUUUUGGGCACAUUCUGA
Styela clava is the source of this 1464-nucleotide messenger RNA. The record is from RefSeq and is a predicted model, not a curated record. Lineage: Eukaryota; Metazoa; Chordata; Ascidiacea; Stolidobranchia; Styelidae.